GGAAGUCAACACCAUUUCCGGUGUCAACAGAGAAAUCAAAUAUGGCGCCUGUUUUAAUCCAUUGACUGUCAAGAUGUUAUAUUUAAAGUUAAAUUUUACAGAUUUGAUUUUAAGAGAAAUCCAUUAUGGUGGAACCGAGCCGCACUGGAAGUUCUGUUCGGUUCUUCUGUACCGCCGGAAAUGGAAUGGAGACUUUUCUGACGGAGGAGGUGAAGAAGAAGCUCUUAGCUGAAGAUGUGUGUCAGCUUCACGGAAAAGUCUUGUUCAGCUCCUCUGCAGCAAUCCAUAGAAUAACGGGCCUGAAGGCAGCAGAAAGACUCUUCCUUCUUUUAAAGAAGGACUCACCUCUCAGGAUGCCGACCCGCUGCAGCAGAGCAGAGGCUGCUUUUUUGCUGCAGUCCAGACUGUUGGGAAACCGGGAUCAGUGGAUCAGCGCUGCAGUGACAUGGAGCUGCCUGCAGAGGGAGCUUUCAGCCACCAGAGACCUGGGAGGAACAAGGUGGAGUCAGGAGAGGGGAGAGAGUGAAGACUUUGCAGGGUCAAGGAAACACAGAUCUGAGCUGAGGGAACCAGAGAGUGAAGAACAACAUGAAGAGAAGCCAUCGGAGAAGAAAAGGAUGAGGGUGGAGGAUGGAGAUGCAGAGAUGAAGAGGGAGUCUAAUAGCUUCAGCAGCAAAAUCCUUCACACCGGAGAUGAUGGGACCUCAGAAAGUGUGGAAAAUGUCACCUUCAGAAUCAGCUGCAAAUGCAGCGGAUCUGUUUCCAGAAGCUUCAGCUCACAGGAGGUGAGCAAAAUGAUGGGACCUGCUGUGAGCAAACUGAUGGGCUGGAAGGCUGACCUGAAGAAUCCUUUACUGGAGGUCAGUCUCCACUUGAGUGAUGACUACUGUCUGCUGGGAAUUCCUCUGACCAGGUUACCUUUGGCCAACCGCAGCUACAUUAAAACAACAGGACUGAGGUCCACUGUCGCCUGGGCGAUGGCAUCACUGGCUCACAUACAGCCGGGGUUCUGCGUGGUCGAUCCGAUGUGCGGCGUGGGAACCAUUCUGAUUGAAGCAGCGCAGGAACACCAGGAUGCCUGUUUUCUGGGUGUGGACAUCGAUGAUGGACAGCUGCAGAGGGCCAAUGAGAACGUUGCAUUUGCAGAUCUGGGACAGAGAAUACAGCUGCUGAAAGCCUCGACUGUGGCGCUGCCUCUGCCCAGCGGCAGUGUGGACGCCGUGAUCUGUGAUCUUCCGUUCGGGAAGAAGUUUGGCAGGGGCACCAACAUGGCUGCCGACCUGCCACUCAUCCUUUGUGAAAUGGAAAGAAUCCUAUGUCCUGGAGGGAUCCUCGUUGUCCUCCUGAGCCCUCAGUUGUCAUGUCUCCUAAAGAAACUCCUGACACAAGAACCACAAGAACCUGCUGAGCCGGCAUUGGAUCAGAAAGCAAAGCCUCAAACUGUGGCAGCGGUCUGCCUUUCAUCCAGCUCUCUGUCAGACCAGCAGCUAUGCAGACAGGACAGACGGCCAGCCGCUGAUCUUCAGCAACGCCCGUGUCCCCGCUGGUCUUCUCUGAAGCACCAGGUGACGUUCAGAGUCAGCUUAGGAGCAAUUGACGGACUGAUUCAUAAAUAUAUCAAAAUAUGAUGUUGGUGGAGCCUCCAGUAAGGGUGCUCAUCAUGAUGAUCAUGAACAUGUCUGCUGUGUGGAGCAAACUGACUGAAUCACCAAGGACACAUUACAUGUAGAGAAGAGAAUGUUUUGAACCUACAUCUGGUGUCUAAAAAUAUAUUUUCAAGUAAAAAUGUGUUUUAUGCAAUGAGAUACUAUAUUUUUUGUUUCUUUUUCAAAUACUAAUAAAAUGUAGAUGAAGCUGCACCUCUCA
Molecule: messenger RNA, 1866 nt
Organism: Oryzias melastigma (Indian medaka)
Lineage: Eukaryota; Metazoa; Chordata; Actinopteri; Beloniformes; Adrianichthyidae
Gene: thumpd2
Product: THUMP domain containing 2
Exons: 11
Coding region: 126-1628 (500 amino acids)
Biological process (GO): tRNA methylation
Molecular function (GO): RNA binding; tRNA (guanine) methyltransferase activity
Source: RefSeq, a predicted model, not a curated record